Molecule: messenger RNA, 279 nt
Organism: Blepharisma stoltei
Lineage: Eukaryota; Ciliophora; Heterotrichea; Heterotrichida; Blepharismidae
Source: the annotation of a GenBank genome assembly
AUGGCUAAGAGAAAGGAUAGACUUCUGAAAGAAGCAGCAAAGAAAGAAGGAGGAAUGCAACUAGAGUCAAUUUUGUUUGGGAAUUUUGUAAAUAAAGUUAAUGAUGAACAGAUAAGCUUUAUUACUGACAUAGACAAUUGCGAAAUGAGUUUAGAUGAGUUUAAAUCAGAAUUAAAAAAGCUCAACUCCUACUCAUCAACUUACUAUCAAUUAUGCAGAGAUCAGUACUACUCUAUUGAUAGAGCACCUCAUAUAAAUACUUCUUUCUGAAAUGAGUAA